UUUUUUAUGAGACAUAUCUUCUAAUUUCUUUCAAAAGCUUUUAGGUUUUGAAUUACUCUAUGAAAUUAGUCUUUAAUAUCGAUUUAUCUUGACAAUUGAAGAUUAUUUCAUUUUCUUUGAGAGAUGUAAUGAAUUUAAAGAAAGAAAAUGUCGGAAAAGAGUCACAAUUAACGGUUUCCGCCAUUUUGAAAAAUGGGUAAAAAUUUUUUUUCCUUUAGAGAAAGUACCCUCGAUUUCAGCCAAUAACGCUGGACUUUAGAAAAUUUUAUAUGAGAAAACUUUUUCUAUUGGAAGAUUAAUUCAAAACAUUUAAAACAGUUAAUUAGGUAGGUUAAUUAGUUACCAAGGGAUUAAACUGGCUUUAAAGGCUAUAAUUAUUUGGAAAUUGAACUUCUAUCGGUACUCUCACAACAGAUCAAGUGGUUGCUUUUUUCAUUUUAUUAGUUUUAUGGCGGAGUAAAGUAUUUUGAACAGUGAUUGAAUUGAAGAUCUGGAAACGUUAUACGAUGACAAAAAUCUCCUUAUUAUUCUGCAUGAUAGCAGCUAUUAAUAUAUUUAUCAUGGAGAACAUUCAUGCGUCUUCAAAUUGCGAGCUCAUACAACCUUCAAUAUGCAACAACUUGUCUUAUAACAGGACAACCCUUCCAAAUUUUAUGGGACACUAUUCUCAAAAGCAAAUACGGGAAUAUUUGCGACUUUAUUCUCCAGUUAUCAAAAAACAUUGUUCAAAAUACUUUAAAUUAUUUCUCUGUCAUCUGUUUUUCCCCUCUUGUACUAAAGAUCAUCAAGUAUUGAAGCCUUGUAAAUCCUUGUGCUUAAACGUCAAAAGGAAGUGUUUAGGGACAAUAAAAGAGUUUGGACUUGAUCUGUUUAAAUAUGUGGACUGUUCACGCUUACCUUCUUCCAAGAAAAAUGUCUGCUUAAAAGGUCUAAUAACUAAUCGAUUUUAUAAGCCUGAAAUGAAUAGAAACGUUAUUGAAGGCGGAAGGAAAUUUACUUGUCCACCAUUGCUUACUGUUCCUUUAGAAUUCGGUUACAAGUUACAAAUAGGAAAUACUGAGGUAAAAAAUUGUGGAAUACCUUGCAAAGACAAUCAAGAUUAUUUUUUUGGUACUAAAGAAGAAUCAUUAAGGAAGAGGAAAUUUGCAAGAAUAUGGAUUUUAGUUUGGUCAAUUUUAUGUUUUUUAUCUACUUCUUUUACAGUUUUAACGUUUAUUUUGGAUCGUGAACGAUUUAAAUAUCCCGAGAGACCUAUUAUCUUUUUAUCAUCAUGCUAUCUAGCUGUAUCAUUUUGCUAUGUAAUUGGAUACUUCUUAAAGGAAAAGGCUGUUUGUACCGGACCAUUCAAUAAUAAACUGAAAGAUAUAAAUCAGAAUCAAUUAUCAUUGGAAUUAAUCACUCAAGGAACAAGAAAGAGUGAAUGUACUAUACUCUUCAUGAUAAUCUACUUUUUCAGUAUGGCCAGUAAUAUUUGGUGGGUUAUAUUAACGUUUACUUGGUUUUUGGCAGCCAAACUCAAAUGGGCUCAUGAAGCGGUUGAGAGUAACGCUCAUUUCUAUCAUUUAUUAGCUUGGAUUAUACCAGCUAUAAAGACAAUUGCGAUAUUGGCAUUGGGACAAAUUGAUGGUGAUGUCCUCUCAGGAGUUUGUUUUACCGGUUUAUCGGAUCUACGAAUUUUAAAAGGCUUUAUUAUUGCUCCCCUUCUUAUCUAUUUAAUUCUUGGUAGUUCAUUUCUCUUGGCUGGAUUUGUUUCUUUGUGUAGAAUCAGAUUUACUAUAAAAGCUGAUGGAAAUAUUACAGACAAAUUAGACAAGUUCAUACUAAGAAUUGGUAUCUUUAGUAUUUUAUACAAGUUUCCGGCAAUUAUUGUAAUUGCGUGUCAUUUUUAUGAACUUGGUAAUCGCUUAGAUUGGAUGAUCUCAUUUCAUGGUAGAGCUUGUGAAAUGGGCUUUUCAUGCCCACCAAAAAGAGAUUACCAACCAACCCCCGAAUAUAUAUAUUUUAUGCUGAAAUAUCUAAUGAUGUUAAUAGUUGGGGUAACAUCUGGAUUUUGGAUAUGGUCUACAAAGACAACUCUAACAUGGAAAAAAGCCUAUUAUAGAUGCUUUACAAAGAGACAAUUUAUAAAUGAAACCGAUCUGUAAAAAAUACAUUAUAUUCAAUUAUCAAUACAAUGUCAGAAUGCACAUUGUAUCAGUAUACAAACUGUGUCUAGUUUUCUUUUACAAAAGAGUAAGCCUCACAUUUUGAGUUCGGUUACGUGCAAUUGUCGAUAUAUAUAUAUAUAUACAGUCGCGAUAUUAAGUAAUUAUAAGAAGAGUAAAAAUGUCUAAAAAUCGAAAUAUUUUGAUUUAGGAAUAAAGUGUAUGGUUGUGAAUAUUUUUUUGUAUAGGAUAGAUGACUUGUGAAACAUGAUGGAAAAUUUCAGAUAAAUAUCUAUAUUUUAAGAAUCAAUUUAUCUUUCUUUUUUACCAUACUAUGAAUUUAGACAGCUAUUAAGUAAUUAUAACAUCAUCAUUAUGACCUCAUAAUUAUUAAAAAAUGCAUCAGCUAUCU
Dimorphilus gyrociliatus is the source of this 2556-nucleotide messenger RNA. Lineage: Eukaryota; Metazoa; Annelida; Polychaeta; Dinophilidae. The record is from the annotation of a GenBank genome assembly.